AUGGACGCCGGCCAAGCACAUGCACAGUCCGACUUCCUGUACGGCUUCAACGGCCAAAACUUCGGCCAUCUACCAGCCAGUCUUCAGAAUACCGACUGGCCGCUCGAUUCGCUUGACGCAACAGCGCAAUCUCAAGUCCAGCAGCAUUUCACGCCAUAUCAAGCUGUCAUGCCAACUUCCAUGGACCCGCGUUUCACGUACCAGACCUCCAUGGAUCAACCCUCCUUGGACCAGAACCUCAUGUGCCAGACCUACCCGAACCAACUCUUCACAGACCAGACCAACAUGAAUCAACCCUCCGCCGAGAACCCCAUGGACCAGACGAACCAACUCUUCACGAGUCAGACCUACCCAAACCAGCCCUCCGCCGGGGACCUCAUGAACCAGACCUAUCCAAAUCAACCCUUCACGAGCCAGACCUAUUCGAAUCAACCCUCUGCCGAGAACUUCAUGGACCAGACCUUCCCGAAUCUACCCUUCGCCGAGAACUUCAUGGAGCAGACCAAUAUGAAUCAACCCUUUGCGGAUCAGAAUUCAGUACACCAGACCUUUCCGACUCAGACGCCUAUGCCCCUAGCCAUGGAGCCGCCUAUCGGACCUUCUGAACGCCUGGUCUCUGACACAGCCAUGGUGUACUACAAUAACCUCACUCAGGUUCAGAAAACAAGAAUCUUGGACCAAGCAUCGAAGCUUUCACAUUUCAUGAAACUUUUCGGGGUAGGCCCAAACUAUGACCCUCUCAUGGUAUAUUGCCGCUACAGAGCCCGCAAGGACUUGGCCAAUGGCCUUUCUCAGCCAGCGAUUACACAACAACCGCUCCAGUCACGGCCAGAGCCUCCAGGAUCGCCUAUCGUCAUCGAAGAGUGUGCUGUCCCUGCUGCAACAACUCCAAAGCCCAAGUUGGUCGACAUAACAGACAGGAUGUACAGCGAAUGCCCGGAUGAGAACGACUUCAUCCACCCCGCUUACUCUAUGAUGAUGUGGAUGGACAAAUUCAAGGAGGCCUUCCAGCUCAACAGGAUGGCGCGGUCGCACAGGUGGCACGUCCGCGAGGACGACCGCACAAAGUUCUCCUGCACCAGAAGCCUCGACGGCGUCACUACAGUUGCAUGGCAGCUUGAGGCCAAACUCAAUGAGCUUGAGCACGGCCAUGCUGAGUCGAACAGGCAAAAGGAGCAGAGAGAGGAGCAGCAGACGGCCGAGGAAGCUGCUCGCAAAGAAGAAUCAGAGAGGAAAGCGGCGGCGGAGGCGCAGCAAAAGGCUGCGGAGAAAGCUGCUCGCAAGGAAGAAUCGAGGAAGAGAGCGCAGGCCAACCGUAGACAGAAGGCUGAAGCUCUCAAAGAGAAAACAAGGAAAGAGACGGCGGAGGCGCAGCAAAAGGCUGCGGAGGAAGCAGCUCGCAAAGAGGAGGCCGAGAGGAAAGCGGCGGCCGACCGUGAACAGCAGGACAGAGAGCGGAGGGAAGAGAGGGACACGGCACCGCAACGCGCGAAACGCAAAGCCACCGGAUCCGAAGAGAACUUUUCUCCAAAGAAGGCCCGUUUGGACAUCGAUCCCUUAUCAGAAGAAGAGAUCGAUUCCCUAUUCGAAGAAAGGGACGGUGGCGAUUAUAAUGAUAAUGAUGAUGAUGAGGGGGAGGAGGAGGAGGAGGAGGAUGACCAGGAGCUGGUGGACUCAUGCACCAACCUCCUGGAGAUGGACGACGAUGAUGAGGAGGAUCAGGAACUGGUGGACUCAUGCACCAACCUCUUGGAGAUGGACGACGACGAUGAUGAUGGGAAUAAGCAGAAGUCGGUGGAUACCAACCAAGAUGAGAGUGGAGAAGAGGUUAGGGAUUUCCAAUAUGACUCAGAGUCUGAGGAAUCUGAAGAGGAAUGA
Molecule: messenger RNA, 1878 nt
Organism: Lasiodiplodia theobromae
Lineage: Eukaryota; Fungi; Ascomycota; Dothideomycetes; Botryosphaeriales; Botryosphaeriaceae
Exons: 2
Coding region: 1-1878 (625 amino acids)
Source: RefSeq, a predicted model, not a curated record